This is a messenger RNA of Trypanosoma theileri, 1656 nucleotides long. RefSeq lists its product as uncharacterized. Bases 1 to 1656 code for a protein of 551 amino acids. Lineage: Eukaryota; Euglenozoa; Kinetoplastea; Trypanosomatida; Trypanosomatidae. The transcript has a single exon. The record is from RefSeq and is a predicted model, not a curated record.
AUGAAUCUUUACAAGUGGCAUCCAUGCGAGGAGUACGACGAAGUCUCCGACACAGCAAAGGGAAAUAUUUCGCUUAGUCUCGGAAGCAAGUGCAGUUCUUCUGAUGAUCUAGAUUCAUGGAGCAGUGCCUCAGAAGAAGAUGAACUUGAGUCUCUUAUGCAAAUGCGGCAGCGGUUAGAACUUUUACAUGAACGUUUGAUGCGGUAUAGUGAACAACAUGUAAGUGUAAAGGGACUUUUAAAGCUCUCUCGACGUUUGAAGAAGGAGAUAGCCUUAGUUGAGGAUACAAUACACUUAAUUUCAGAAGAAAAAGGUGAUGUAGAGCCACAAUGUUCACUUUUACACGAUGCUAGUGUACAUCAUUAUGAGUUGAUACUUGCCGCUCUGGAGUGUGAACCAGAUGUUGUAAGUGUAUGUACAUUAAUGCGACCCAUUAGGAAGAAGAAGGAAGAAAAAGAGGAACAAACAGAAGUGGAUAUUGUCUCUUGUGGUGGUUUGCGUUGGUUGAAGGUGCGUGCAGCAUCAUCGCAGCGACUACAUUCGGGAAUGAUAGAGUGUUGUGGUCGUGAAUGCUCUUGUUGCUACUGCGCCCCAGUUUCUCAUCUUCUCUCACUGGCCCGAAUGAGGCGAUUACCUUUCAUGCAAGUACCACAAGUAGUCGUACUUUUCCGUCACCAACCACCAUUAGCGAUGAUAGAGAACAUACAACGCAUGGGAGCGCGACCGGUAAGUUACGCCGAGAUGCUUGCGAAGAUGGGGGAUAAAAGUACUCUGCAACAAUAUUGGUACAAAUCAGAGUUUUUACCGUCCCUUUCUUUUAAUGUAGAUUUUAUAUGCUUUGACACAACUGCACUAGUGGCUCUCUGCUCUGAAGCAUGUUUUGCUGAUGCCCCUGCAGAGAAUGUAGUGGCGUUGCAGAAUUAUCACGUAAUGGCAGAGCAGCAGCGCAGAGAGAUGGAAACUCCAUGUGUGCGUAGUCAUAUUGAACCUGCACUAGAGCGUUACACAAAAUGGUAUGAUAAAGAUGAGUUUAUUGAGAGGAUGCGUGAAAAUGUAAUGCGGCGCGGUGGGGACGCAUCAUGUAUAUCACAUAUACAUACUAUUGAUUUGUCAUGGCUUGAAGAGCUUAUUGCUACAACUUCGUUAACGUAUGAGUUUGAAUCAACCAUAAAUGAGAGUUUACUGGUUCGUCGCGUGCAGGAGAGAUGCAAAGAUCGAAUGGCAGACAAUUCUACUUCCUGCUUUCCUAACUGGAUCAUUGCCGAUAUUACACUUGCAGAAUUUCGAUGGAUAAUGGAGACUAUAGCCGGUCCCAAGGAACUGCGUCGAGCUCUUUCAUUACUACAUUGUUGUUGUGUUGCUACCAUUGACCGAAAAUGUCUGGAGGGAAAUAACCCUCUUCUAACUAAUGUGUCUCUCUUAGCGACAAGGAACAAAGUAUCAUUACGUAAUCGUUUGGUUUUUGGUUUAGGUGAUAUUUUGGGGGCCGUAGUCUUUUCAUCUAACCGCCAAAUAGUGUAUGCCGCACAGGAUGAGGGCGUUGAGAUCUUAGUAGUUUCACAUCCGGCACGAGCGCUGGUUGAACAGAAAGUCUACGGUAUGCAACGAAGAGACGGACCAACUGCUCCUCCUCCCAUUGAUUCAGAGUGUUGUUAA